UACAAGGAAAAAUGAUAACUAUUUUAAACGAAAUUUAUUUAUAGAUUGCAGUAAAAGUAAAAAAACUUCAGACGGGUCGAAAGUACACUAUUAAAGGAUAUAAAUUUACGGUUGCGAUAAUUUAUUCAAAAAUGCCUUCAAAUUGUAAGAGUACAAGUUUUUUGUGCGAUUUAAGUUUAAAUUUUUCAAGUCUAAAAGUAAUUUCAGGAAAUGGAAAUAGUUUUGUUUUAUCAGGAGUAGACAAUUCAUUGCUUAAUGGAACUAAUAAUGUUAAUGCGGCAGUGGCCCUCAAAAGACUACCACUUGUAGGAAAAGGUCAUUGUCGUGUUGCUUUAAGAGAACUGCGUGUUUUAAAACGAUUGUCUCACGAGAAUAUAAUAAAAACUAUGAAAAUAAUUGACUCAAGUGGAAACACUAUUGAUCCUAACACGGAAUCUUUUAAUGGAAUAGACAAUGUUUAUGUAGUUGAAGAGCUUUUAGACUCCGACUUGCAAAGAAUUAUUGAAAGAAAUGGAAAACUAUCGCUUGAAACAUGUAAAAUAUUUUUGUAUCAAUUAUUGCGUGGUUUAAAAUAUAUUCACUCUGCAAACGUUGUUCAUAGGGAUAUCAAACCAGGAAACUUAUUUGUUAAAACGGAUGAUUUAACUCUGAAAGUUGGCGACUAUGGUUUAGCGCGAGUUUUUGACUACAGGUAUACUCAUAAGGGGUAUCUUACUGCUCUAGUUUCAACAAGAUAUUAUCGCGCCCCUGAAGUUAUUCUUAAAACAGGGGAUUACUCUUAUCCAAUAGACAUUUGGAGUGCUGGCUGCGUGUUCGGAGAAAUGUUACUAGGAAAGGUAUUGUUUCCUGGAGAAAAUGACCUAGAUCAAAUAGACUGUAUCUGUCGAGUGUUUGGAUUAAAAGUAGAGAAUAUUUUCGAUCAUGUUUCUAUGUUUCCAGAGCAUCUUUUUAGAGGAAUUUCAUCUGAUGCCAUUGAUUUGUUAAGUAAAAUGAUCUGUAUCGAUCCAGAUCGUCGAAUAUCAGCUGAACAAGCUUUAUGCCAUCCAUUUUUUGCUGAUUUACAUGAUCCAUUAGAUGAACCUAUUUGUAUGCAGCCGUUUUACGUUGAACAUGAGAUUGAUAAUUUACCAAUAAAAGAAUUGAAAGGAAAAAUACUUGAAGAUUCAUUCAUUAGUCAUUGUGAAAAUAAAACUUUUUCAAGUGAGAACUUGUUUAAAAACUUUGAAGAAACUUUUAUUUUUGAUGAUUUUAAGAACAAAGUUGUUUCCAUUCUGGACGAUUCAAAUAUAAGUAAAGAACAUACUUGUAGUUCUUUGAAAACAAAAGACUGUAUUCCAAAUAUUAAUGAUGUUGUUUCAAGAGAGACACUGCUAGAUGAACCGCAGCUUGAUCCGGGCAUCUGUAAAAUAAAAUUUCAUGAACCAAAUGACUGUGUAGUUACCAAACAAAACCUAAAUUCUUUAGAUAGUAUUUCUCAGCAAUCUUCAUAUUAUUCAAGUUUUUCUCCAGUUAUUGAUGUAAAUGUUUAUAAAACGUGUCAUUUUUUAGCUAAGCAUACAGGUAUAUGCAUUAAUAAUAAGCAAACAAGCUCUGGUGAAAGUUUAAAUGACAAAAUAAUUACUAAGUUAUGCGAAGAAAGAAAGUUUGGUGUGGAAGAAAUGAUUUCGAAAGGAAAAUUAUCAACUUUACCUUGCACGACAUGGCAAUCUGUCUGUUUUUCUAUUUAAAAUGUUUAUAUAUAUUUUUACUUUUAUAGGUUUAUAAA
Molecule: messenger RNA, 1765 nt
Organism: Hydra vulgaris (swiftwater hydra)
Lineage: Eukaryota; Metazoa; Cnidaria; Hydrozoa; Anthoathecata; Hydridae
Product: mitogen-activated protein kinase 1
Biological process (GO): protein phosphorylation; intracellular signal transduction
Cellular component (GO): nucleus; cytoplasm
Molecular function (GO): MAP kinase activity; ATP binding
Source: RefSeq, a predicted model, not a curated record